GCGAAUCACCUCACAUGACAGCGAUUAUAACCUGGGAGUUUGGUGGGCGUGGGAGAGAAAGAGAAAGAGAGAGAGAAUAACGGAGCACAGAACACAUGAAGAAAUGUCUUAAUUCGGCGCGCAAAUGUGCAUGUAUUAUCUCACCGCCAUUUACCGGGUGAUUAUUUGACGCGUGUGAUCUACCGUUCAUCAAAGGUGAGAUGGCGAGCAGGUCGGGGCUCCCCCAUGACAGUUCCCUGCACAGAUGCAUGCUGGUCCUGACCUUCCUGCUCCUACUGUGUGAGAUCGUUGUCAGCCGCCUCUGUAACUCCCUCAUCACCAUGGUGGAUGUCUUCCACACCCUCUUCAUCCUCAUGCACAUGGCUCUUCCUCAACCCACCCUGGGCAGAGGUUCCCCGAAACCCUCACCUGCCUCCCCUCUCUCCAACACCUCCACCCCCACUCAGUCACCUGUCAAAUCUCCCCCAUAUUCCCCAGCCACCUCCUGUGUGUUCCCCAGACCCCUCAACCCUGUGGCCUCCCUUUGUGGCCUGUCCUACAGUGGGGCGAGGGUCCAGCCCCUGGGGGCUCUGAUCUCCGCUCUUCUGCUGGCUGCCUUGUGUGUCUCUGUCUCUCUAGAGAUCCUCAGCCACACCCUGCAGCCCCACCCUAUACAGCGCCCUCUUUUGGCCACGGUGAUGGGGGCUGUCAGUGUGCUCUACAACCUCCUGGUGCUGGGGCUCAGCUGGGGCAGCUUGCCAGAGACCAAGACUAGAGCUGCCUGGGAGGGGGAGGAGAGCUCUGUCCUUGGUGUGAAUGGAAAAGUCAAGGCCAAGGUCCAGACCAAAGACAGCAAUGCAGUGGGGGGAGAGAAUGACCUCAGUAACCUCCCUACAUCUCUAGAUGGCGCCUUCCAAGAUGGAACACUUGUACUCUGUAACCCUGGGACCUCCAGUGUCCUGAACCCUGACAGUGACUCUCAGCACCCAACCCAGACAUCCCCACUCCAUACCGUGGCCCCUCAGGGUCCCCUUUCAGACCACUGCCAUGGAGCACACACACUCCCUGCAGACUCGCACACGCUCCCUGCAGACUGCAGAACUUCAGAGACACUGAGCAGCUUCCCACAUCCAGAGGCCAGUGUCUGUCAUCCAAAGGAACCCCACUCUGAAGUGUCUAAGUAUAGUGCCUGCAUGGGACACAGAGAAAAUCAGACAGGCCCCACCACAGCCUCAGCCCUAAAGUCAGAAAGCCCUACAAGCCUCAGGGUCCAACUUCCCGCCUGUCUCCCAUCCCUCAUCGCCCUCACUCAGGCACUGCUAGGCUCCAUCCUGGCACUCACCAACGGACUUACCCUGCUACUCCUGGGCCCAGACUGCAUGCAUGGCUCUGGGGCCUGUGGCCCCUUCGUCUACCUGGACCCUGGCUUCUCCAUGGUGGCUGUGGUGGUGCUGCUGGCCACCGCUCUGCCCCAGGUGUGCCGCUACGGUUGGCUGCUGCUCCAGGCCGUCCCGCCCCAGGUGUGUGUGUCUGAUCUGGGCCGGCGGAUCGCCAGUGUGCCAGGGGUGCAGGCGGUGCACGACCUCCACGUGUGGCAGCUGACAGAGAGCUGCCUGGUGGCGUCUGUACAUGUCCACUGCCACGCUGGGUUCCAGAUACACAGGUGUGGUGAUCUGUUGUCGGGGGUCACCAAGGUGCUGCAGAGUGUAGGUGUGAGCUGCUGCACCGUACAACCAGAGUUCCUCCUCUCUACUCCCACAGCCAACGGCAACCUGGAUAACAACAACACCAACCCCACCAUCAUCCAUAGGGAGAUGCCCUCACACCUGGCCUGCAGCCUGGCCUGUGGGAAGGGCUGUGCUGGGAAGAUGUGCUGUGCUCCUCUGGAGGAAUGGUCUACAGAGCCACUGGCACCCCCUGCUGGGGAAACUGAGGAGGAGCCUUACGUGCUGAUCAUAGAGAACACCUUUCUUUGAGGGAAGGACCUCUAGGAUGUAUGUCAGUAGUGUAGAGUGGGCUCCUUGCAUCCUUUCCUUCAUAUGGAACUGAUGUGAGAGGACUGAAGUGGAGCAAACCACAUUUGGCAAUUAAGAUGCAGCUUGGGGAUUGACUAGAAUACAUUAUAAUGAGGUAAUUGAGGUAAUUUUAGAGAGCUAGAUAGCCUAAUGUAAGAAUUAGGCUCAGGUGAAGAGUAGAAAUCCCAGUAGUCAUCAUGCGUGUGUGUAUUUUGGCAUGGGGUGGGAUAAUAAACAGCAUUCCUAUGGGUACUCAGAAAGGGCCUGUAUGUGUACUGUAUUAUGUAUGUAGGCAUGUACUACAUGGUUAUGUUGGGAUUGUAUUUAAUUGUAUUAACACGGUGCCAUACCAAAGAUACAGUAGAUUGUAAGCCAAGUCACUCACCUAAUUAAGUGUUUAUCCAAUAAUGCCUUUUCAACAUACACUACCGUUCAAAAGUUUGGGGUCACUUGUUAUUGAAAGAAAAGCAAAAAAGAAUGUCCAGUAAA
This is a messenger RNA of Salvelinus sp. IW2-2015, 2483 nucleotides long. Its product is annotated as proton-coupled zinc antiporter SLC30A1. Gene Ontology annotation, molecular function: calcium channel inhibitor activity; zinc ion transmembrane transporter activity. Gene Ontology annotation, cellular component: membrane; endoplasmic reticulum; Golgi apparatus. Gene Ontology annotation, biological process: zinc ion transmembrane transport; detoxification of zinc ion; intracellular zinc ion homeostasis. Lineage: Eukaryota; Metazoa; Chordata; Actinopteri; Salmoniformes; Salmonidae. The record is from RefSeq and is a predicted model, not a curated record.